AGCAACGCCUGAGGUGAUAGAGAGCUGGAGUAAGUCCACUGUUAGCCAGACCCAAAAACUACCUUCUACAAAAUGUUCAGGUGUGGUUUGUGUUUCUGCAUGAUAUUACUCCUCCUAUCAACGUCUCUUGGAGAAACUAGCAGCACUUCUUAUGACUAUUGUGCUUCGGAUCCAUGUAAAAAUGGUGGAACAUGCGAAGAAAACGAAAACGAUUUUUACUGUGAAUGUCCACCUCAUUUUGUAGGAAAGACUUGCGCGACAAAAAUAGAUGUAUGUAAGAAUAAUCCUUGUUUCAAUGGCGGAACGUGCGAGAUAGUAGAAGACGGUCCACAUCCAUUCAUAUGCGUAUGCACCGAGGAAUAUUCUGGAAGAUUCUGCAAUCUUACAAUAAAGAACUGCCUUUCGAAUCCUUGCAAAAAUGGUGGAACGUGUGAAGAAGAAGAAGAUGGAUUUUACUGUCACUGCCCAUCUCAUUUUGGAGGAAAAACUUGCUCGUUAAGUUUCGAAAUAUGCGCGUCACACCCUUGUUUGAAUGGAGGAACAUGUAUACUUGUAGAAGAUGGCCCACGUGAAUACAUGUGUAAAUGCAAUGAGAAGUAUGGUGGAGAAAAUUGUCAAAUAAAAAAGCCACCUAUGGUCAGUGACAGGUUUCAUACAGUUGGAGAAUUGGUGUUUCCUCUUGUGCCUGAUAGAGAAAUAUCUGAGGCUGAAAUUGUUUGCGCCAUCGAAGAAAGUUAUGAUCCUCACGUAGGAAUGUCUGUGUUUCACAUUACCAUAGCUGGAGAACAAGAUACCAUUGUCGAGAACUUAUUCCUAAAUCAAACCUUUAUGCAUAAUUCAAGUGGUAG
Limulus polyphemus (Atlantic horseshoe crab) is the source of this 848-nucleotide messenger RNA. Its product is annotated as fibropellin-3-like. Gene Ontology annotation, molecular function: calcium ion binding. The record is from RefSeq and is a predicted model, not a curated record. NCBI's taxonomy places the organism in Eukaryota, Metazoa, Arthropoda, Merostomata, Xiphosura, Limulidae. Gene Ontology annotation, cellular component: plasma membrane; protein-containing complex. The transcript is spliced from 6 exons. The annotation marks the transcript as partial. Gene Ontology annotation, biological process: establishment or maintenance of epithelial cell apical/basal polarity; heterophilic cell-cell adhesion.